AUGUUCCUCCUCCUGCUAAUUUUGAGCCUGGGAGUACAGCUUCACCGGAGCAGAGCCUUAUUCAGAGUGGUGAUCCCUAAAGAACUAUACACAGUGGAACAAGGCAGCAAUGUGACCCUGGAGUGUGACUUUUACUCUGAAGAUGACCUGGAUGUCGAAUAUAUACAAGCCAGUUUGCAAAAGUUGGAAGACAACACGUCCUUGAACAGCACCACUUUGCUGCAGGAGCAGCCGCCGCUGGGCAAGGCCUUAUUCUACCUCCCCCGAGUCCAGCUGAGCGACGCGGGGAAGUACCGCUGUGUGGUCAUCUAUAGGAGCGCCUGGGACUACAAGUACCUGACUCUGAAAGUCAAAGCUUCCUACAAGAAAAUAAACACUCGCAUCCUUCAGGUUCCAGGGACCGAUGAGAUGGAGCUCACCUGCCAGGCUGAAGGGUACCCCCUGGCAGAAGUCUCCUGGCCAAACAUCAGUGUUUCUGCCAACACUAGCCACAUGGAGACCUCUGAUGGACUUUACCAGGUCACAAGUAUUCUGCGCCUAAAGCGAGUCCCUGGCAGAAACUUCACCUGUGAGUUCUGGAACGCUGAUGUGAAGGAACUUACUUCAGCCAUCAUUGACCCUCAAGGUGAGAUGGAACCCGAGAUCCCUUCAACUUGGCUGCUUCACAUUAUCAUCCCUUCCUUCUUCAUUGCUUUAAUAUUCAUAGUUGCAAUAAUAAUCCUAAAAAAACAACGCUGCCAAAAGCUUUCUUCAAGAAAAGAUUUGAACGUGUGA
Messenger RNA from Pipistrellus nathusii (Nathusius's pipistrelle), 774 nucleotides. The record is from the annotation of a GenBank genome assembly. NCBI's taxonomy places the organism in Eukaryota, Metazoa, Chordata, Mammalia, Chiroptera, Vespertilionidae.